UGUAUACCCCCAUUAGUUUCGUAACGCGUUUUACACGCAUUUUACGUAACGAAAGUUCUAGUUUCCAGUUAUGAAUACAAACUUAUUUUCCAAAUCUUCCUAACGGCGUUAAUCCGUGGUAAGCUGUUUGACGUGCAAAGCUGUAUGCUAAUUCUGUCGAACGGCAGAUGUACUAGCCGUGGACGGCCGCUAGUAGACCGCGAAUGCCUCGUUCAGUGUUGACUGUCGACACCGUGAAACGAUGAAGUUCAGCAUCGAAUCUACCACCUCUUACAACAGCAUACCUCCGGCGUACCAUUACACGGAGCAGUUUGCCAAUAACGCCGAAACGUACGAGGAGGGUACGAAAUGGUACGGAGUAUUCUUGGCAUUUUUGUCGGGCACAUUUUUCACGAUAAGCUCCGCGUUAGUGAAAGCUGUGCAGAACGUGCAUCCGAUGGUGUUGCUGGCUAUCAGAUCCAUUCUACAAAUGUUAGUUAUGGCCGUUGUAGCGCUUAAAGGUUCGAAGAGUCUCUGUGGACCCAAAGGACAAAGGAUGCUUCUGCAUCUGCAAGGCUUGGUGGGCGGCGCGACCCUCUCGUUACUGUACUACAGUUUUCGUAAGUUACCCAUAGGAGAUGCUACAACGAUUAUCUUCAGUUCUCCGGUGAUCGUCAUCGCGUUGUCGUUCGUUCUGUUGAAAGAACCCUGCGGCGUACUGCGCGUGGUGGUAAUGUGCGCGCUUUUCGCCGGCGUCGUUUUCGUCUCGAAGCCACCGUUCUUGUUCCAGACGCAUCGAGCCGAACCGUACGACGUGAUGGGAUACGUCUGCGCCAUCCUGGCGACGGUCUUCACCGCUCUCAACAUAGUUAUCAUGAGGAAGUGCUCGGAGAUCCAUUAUUCGACUAUCAUUUUCAACUUGUCCUGGUGGGCACUGGCCACCGCGGUAGCCUUCUACUUCCUCGUGUCGGACAAUCACGAGCAGUACUCGAAGUUACCGCACGACUGGAUCACCUGGAGUAAAAUAUUGUUAGUAGCGUUCACCGGAUUGACUGGACAAGUUUUAGUGACCAACGCGUUAAAGAUAGAGGGUGCCGGGAAAGUGUCGGUGACCAGAUCCUUGGACAUCAUACUGGCGUACAUCGUGCAGGUAUACUUGUUCGGCGAUCAACCUACGUCGACGAGUAUCGUCGGUGCCCUCUUGAUCAUAGUCUCUGUUCUGUGCAUGGGAUUUGAAAAAGAAGUAUAUAGUAUUUGUGAUUUUAUUCCCUAG
Molecule: messenger RNA, 1252 nt
Organism: Ceratina calcarata
Lineage: Eukaryota; Metazoa; Arthropoda; Insecta; Hymenoptera; Apidae
Product: solute carrier family 35 member G1
Exons: 4
Coding region: 242-1252 (336 amino acids)
Cellular component (GO): membrane
Source: RefSeq, a predicted model, not a curated record